Musa acuminata AAA Group (dessert banana) is the source of this 5107-nucleotide messenger RNA. Its product is annotated as disease resistance protein RGA2-like. Gene Ontology annotation, biological process: defense response to other organism. The transcript is spliced from 5 exons. Gene Ontology annotation, molecular function: ADP binding. The coding region runs from base 57 to 3275 and encodes 1072 amino acids. Lineage: Eukaryota; Viridiplantae; Streptophyta; Magnoliopsida; Zingiberales; Musaceae. The record is from RefSeq and is a predicted model, not a curated record.
UUAAAGAGAGAGAGAGGUACAUUGUGCUUGAUGAUUCCUUCACUCUGUGAUCAAAGAUGGCCGUUGUGCUUGAUGCCUUCAUCUCCGGGCUGGUCGGUACGUUGACGGACAUGGCUAAAGCGGAGGUGGACUUGCUGUUGGGCGUUCCCGGGGAGAUCCAAAAGCUCCAACGCUAUCUCCGCAACAUCCACUCUGUCCUUCGCGACGCCGAGAAGCAGCGGAUCGAGAACGAGAGCGUCAACGACUGGCUGAUGGAGCUCACGGAUGUCAUGUACGACGCCGACGACGUCCUCGACGAGUGCCGGAUGGAGGCCGAGAAGUGGACUCCUCGUGCGUCCGAUCCGAGGCCGUCCACCUUGUGCGGAUUUCCCAUCUGUGCUUGCUUUCGCGAGGUCAAGUUCAGACAUGCGGUGGGCGUCAAAAUCAAGGAUCUCAACGAUCGGCUGGAAGAGAUCUCGGCCCGAAGGUCCAAGUUGCAACUCCAUGUGUCUGCGGCGGAACCAAGGGUGGUUCCUCGAGUUAGUCGCAUAACUUCCCCGGUGAUGGAGUCUGACAUGGUUGGCGAGCGACUGGAGGAGGACUCCAAGGCACUGGUGGAGCAGCUGACAAAGCAAGAUCUGAGUAAGAACGUGGUGGUGCUGGCAAUUGUGGGGAUCGGCGGCAUCGGAAAGACCACCUUCGCCCAGAAGGUGUUCAAUGAUGGUAAAAUCAAAGCCAGCUUCCGCACCACCAUCUGGGUGUGCGUGUCCCAAGAGUUCAGCGAGACGGAUCUUCUCGGAAAUAUCAUCGAAGGUGCUGGUGGAAAAUAUAAUAGAGAACAGAGCAGGAGUCUGCUGGAGCCCUUGGUGGCGGGUCUACUGAGAGGGAACAAGUUCUUGCUGGUGUUGGAUGAUGUUUGGGAUGCUCAGAUCUGGGACGACUUGCUCCGCAAUCCUUUGCAGGGAGGAGCAGCAGGCAGCAGGGUGCUGGUGACCACCAGAAACGCAGGGAUCGCGAGGCAAAUGAAGGCGGCCCACGUCCACGAGAUGAAGCUGCUGCCUCCGGAGGAUGGCUGGUCCCUCCUGUGCAAGAAGGCGACGAUGAAUGCAGACGAGGAAAGGGAUGCCCAAGAUCUCAAGGACACAGGCAUGAAGAUUGUUGACAAAUGCGGAGGGCUUCCCCUGGCCAUCAAGACCAUCGGAGGGGUCCUCUGCUCCAGAGGACUCAACAGAAGUGCGUGGGAGGAAGUUCUCCGCAGCGCCGCAUGGUCACGGACCGGGCUUCCCGAAGGUGUGCACGGAGCACUGAAUCUGAGCUACCAAGACUUGCCGUCCCAUCUCAAGCAAUGCUUUCUCUACUGUGCCUUGUUCCCCGAAGACUAUUUGUUUGACAGGCCUGAAAUCGUCAGAUUAUGGAUAGCCGAGGGGUUUGUCGAAGCACGAGGAGAUGUCAGCUUGGAGGAAACAGGGGAGCAAUAUUAUAGAGAGCUGCUUCAUAGGAGCCUUUUACAACGGCAACGUUACAGUCUGGACGACUACUUUGAGUAUUCCAAGAUGCAUGAUCUGCUGCGAUCGCUCGGCCAUUUCCUAUCGAGAGAUGAGAUCUUGUUCGUUAGUGACGUACAAAACGAGUGGAGAAGUGGUGCCAUCCCGAUGAAGCUGCGUCGGUUGUCGAUUGUGCCCACUGAAACCACGGACAUCCAGCAUAUCGUCAGUUUGACCAAGCAGCAUGAGUCGGUGAGGACAUUGUUGGUGAAGAUAGCAAGGGGCCAUGUGAAGGAUAUAGAUGAUUGCUUGAAGAACCUCGUGCGACUUAGAGUCCUCCAUUUUACAGGCAAUCUUGUGGACACAAAAAUCGAGAUUCUACCGCACUACAUUGGAAAUUUGAUACACUUGAGAUACUUGAAUGUGUCUUAUACCGAUAUAAUGGAGCUUCCAGAAAGCAUAUGCAAUCUGACGAAUUUGCAGUUUUUGAUCCUCAGACGAUGUACGAAGUUGACACAUAUCCCCCAGGGUAUAGUUAGGCUAGUCAAUCUAAGAACAAUCAAUUGUGAACUUACACCCCUGGAGAGCUUACCAUGUGGAAUAGGAAGGUUGAAGCUCCUCAAUGAACUCGGAGGAUUCGUGGUGAACACGGCUACUGGUUCGUGCCCAUUGGAAGAAUUAGGCAGCCUCCAUGAGCUCAGAUACCUCUCCAUUAACAGGUUGGAGAGGGCGUGGAUUGAAGCUGAAUCAGGAAGGGGUACAAGUGUAUUAAAGGGUAACCAAAAACUGAAGAAUCUAUAUUUACAUUGCUCACGCAGAUCGACAUCCGAUGGUUACAGGGAGGAAGAGAUUGAAAGAAUCGAGAAGGUGUUGGAUGUGGCACUUCAUCCACCAUCAUCUGUUGUUUCGCUCAGGUUAGACAAUUUCUUCGGCCUCCGGUACCCAAGCUGGAUGGCGUCUGCAAGCAUCAGUUCGCUUCUUCCAAACAUAAGACGCUUGGAACUAAUUGACUGCAAUGAUUGGCCUCUGCUUCCACCGCUAGGAAAGCUCCCCAGUUUGGAGUUCCUUGAAAUAGGAGGUGCACGUGCAGUGACCACCAUCGGACCGGAAUUUUUUGGGUGUGAAGCUGCUGCUGCUACUGGUCAUGAACGGGAACGGAAUUCAAAGCGCCCUUCUUCUUCUUCUUCUUCUUCUUCUACUUCUCCUCCUCCGUUGUUUCCGAAACUAAGGCAGCUGGACCUCUGGAAUAUGACUAACAUGGAAGUGUGGGAUUGGGUAGCGGAAGGUUUUGCUAUGCGUCGCCUCGACAAAUUGGUCCUCUAUAAUUGCCCCAAGUUGAAGUCUCUACCGGAAGGCCUGAUCCGACAGGCAACCUGCUUAACCACAUUGUUUCUGGCCGAUGUGUGUGCUCUCAAGUCCAUCAGAGGUUUCCCUUCUGUAAAAGAACUGAGUAUAACUGGUGAAUCAGAUCUGGAGAUUGUUGCUGAUCUCCCUGCACUGGAGGUCUUGAAUUUGGGCCUGUUUGGGCGUCGCAACAAUCAUUUACCAGAGUGGUUGGCGCAACAAUCAUUCACUACGCUCCAGAGACUGGACGUAAUUGGAACCACCCAACAACUCGUCAGAUGCCUCCAAAAUGGCGCAGACUGGCCCAUGAUCGAACACUUUCCAAUUUUUUCCAUCAGAGAUGGCCGAGGCAAUUAUAUAAACUACAUCAAGCAUUCCUGCACCUUCGACACAAACCUAGUCGAUGCUGAUGCUGCUUUUGCUGCUGUUGCUGCUGCCGAAGAAGAAGAAGAAGAAGACAUCAAUUAGCUUUGGGGUAACUUACCUUUCAUGCUCGCGUCUCGACCAUCUAACGACUUCUGGUUUUGGAGUGGCAACUCGCAGUUAUCUCUUCCUGCUUAUGGCAGGGAGAUCGACAUUAUUUCUCUAAUGUCAAUUUUGUGAGUGGAAUUUUGUUUCCAAGCAGUAUUAAUGAGGCACUUAUCGGAAGAAAUGCUAGACGAAUGAUGAUGUACCUAUCGAUUCUGCGGAUGAGGAUGUUCAGAGCACUUUGUCCUUUUUCUGAAAAAAUGGAGGCAAGACAAGACAUGGAUGGAGGUCUAAGUAUGUUAGGUCACAAAGAUGCCUCAUUUCCCUAUCUGGUCGAAUCAUUUCCAAAGCUUCUUCUUUUGUGCUCUGUGGAAGACCAUUUUAAACCGUCGGUUGGCUUUCUUGAACUUGUUGGUGUUCCUGAAGCAGGCAUUUCAACUGUACUAUUGUCAUUCCCACCUAUCAUUUUUAGUUAGUCAAUUCUACUACUUUUGGUAUAUAACAUUUGCAAAGUCAUGCACCAUAUAUUAAGUGGAAUCUCCUACUCAAAAGUUGCCACCUUGAUUGAUGAGGUUCAUGUAACUUUCUGACCAACUUUAUUAUUCUUAUUCAUCUGAUGCAAAAGUCAUGAAUUUUGAAAUAUAUUCAUUGUAUAGGUGGUUUGUUGGUUCAUAUUCUUGGAGUGUUUAUAUAUUUAACAAAACCUGAUAUUACUUUACUUCAGGUUCUAAAAUCAAGUGUCGACCUCGCAAUCAGGAGUUGGCCACAUAUAUUGGGUUGUUCGGCUACAAAGAUGAAGUCAAUGGUGGAGCAAUUUAAUGAAUUUGGUGUUAAGAAGAAGAUGCUGGUUCCAGUUAUUACCUACCUCUAGCCCACAGCUCCUACUGAAGAAACCUAAACAAUUUCAAGAGGAUUUUAUGUCGCUGUCCGGAAAUAUUUGAUUCUAGUGUUGAGAACACCUUGAGAAAGAAAGUCAAUUUCCUUGUUGAUUUUGGUGUCUCAAGAGAUUGUCUUCUUCGGGUUGUCAGAAAAUAUCCAGAAAUGCUACUUUUGGAUUGUCUACUUCCCAGGCUGAUCUUUCUUAUGAGGGUUGGGCUGUCUAAGAGGGAAGUAUGCUCCAUGAUCUGUAGAUUUUCUCCCAUACUGGGCUAUAGCAUUGAAAUGGUUCUGAAACCAAAGCUUGAUUUCCUCUUAAGAACCAUGAAGAAGCCACUCAAGGAAAUUGUCGAAUACCCAAGGUACUUCAGCUACUCACUGGACAAGAAGAUAAAACCCAGAUUUUGGGUGAUUCAGAGUAGAAAACUCGAAUGUAGUUUGAACGACAUGCUGUCUAAGAAGCAGAAGAAUAUAUGGGGAUCGGAAGACUACUAGUAGUGCCCUCAGUUCCACCCAAAGAUGGUUCAUAGAAGAAAGAUGUGAAACCAUUUUGGAAUCAAUUCCAAAGUGCAUAAUUAUUCUCAUGUAUUUGACAAAGGCAAAAAGCUGGAUCCAUGUGACAAAGGCAAAAAGCACUCAAGGAAGACUAUUAGUUCUGUGACAUGACCAUCAACGUUAGCAGCCACAUCCCAUAUUUCUAUGGGUACAAGUCAUCAAAAGGGGUGAACCUGCUCUCCACUAGCAAAGCGAAGGCAACUAGAUAUAUAUCAACAUCACAGUGCCUUUUAUGUAUGUUCACAAAGAGAUUUGGUACAAUUCCAAAUAAGAUCUAUCAUGUUUGGAAGAGUUGAUAUUGUGGAAUCUGUGGUUUAUGGCUCUAUUUCUUGAGUCUUUCAUGUUUUUCCGACAUUUUGCAUAUAUCAAUUGCAGAUGUUUAUAGAUUCUGUUCUUGUGAA